CAUUCGCUGCUCAUUGUUUGUGGAUACAGAAUAUACGGAAUAUGCAGAAGCUCAGUAUUUGGCUGUUACUUGCUCUUUUUGCCUGGAAUGCGCACGCGCCUUCAGCUGCAAUGCCGUCAGUGUGCCUGCUGCAGGAUGCGCCGCAACAAUGUGGCGAGUUCUGCUUAACAGCACUGAGCCCCAUGCUGGAUCACAUUGCCAGGCACGAGGGCGAGUGGACUUCGAGUGUUCUGCAAGCGAACGCAACGGAGGCGAGACUGGCCAGGAUCGAGACUCUGCAGACGGCGAUGAACAUCAGGCAGAAGGUCCUGCAAGAGGGCUUCCCUAAGGACAUCGUGGCGAGGCUGGAUAGACUGGAAAGCCAGCAGGCGGCGCUCUUGCGGAUACUCUCCAAGUUCGAUAGGAAAAUAGUUGCGCCCAAGUUCGAGCUAAUCGGCUCGAGGUUCUUCUACAUAGAGGACGAAACGCGUAGGAACUGGACCUCGGCUGGCAGCGCCUGUCGCCAAAUGGGCACCCAACUGGCCACCAUUCGCAGUGCGGAGGAGCUGGCUGCGCUCAGGGCCAAGCUGAACAAGGAGCGACACUACUGGCUGGACAUCACCGAUCUGGAGAAGGAGGGCGACUUCAGAAUCUCCGCGUCCGGCAAGAGGCCCAACUUCCUCAAGUGGAGAGCGGGCCAGCCCAAUAACUUCAGUGGCAAUCAGCACUGCGUUGAUCUUUUAGACGGGCUUAUGUACGACAACAAAUGCGAAAGUCUGAGCUACUUCAUAUGCCAGUCCGACGAUGAUAGUUUGGACUAAGAGUGGCCGCUAAAUACUUAGUUCGUUAGUUACAUAUACUAAGUCCAAUCAGUUCGUUUAACACCGAAAGCCAAGUCCAAGUACCUGCUCAUUUUUGCACAAAUCAUUAUAUUGUAUUUGUUACAAACGACGCAAUCUGGGAUCUUAACUCUUGCUCGAUUCAAUAGGGUUUCGUUUCAGCUUCUGGUUGAGGCUCCCUGAACUCACAGCUGAUAAACGUUAACGAGUGCCGGAGUCUGGGACAACUUUGCUUGCGUAUUUUGUUUUACAACAUGUUUGUGUUUGCCCCUGAUAUCCAAAAUCCAACAUCCAUCCAGAUAGAAGCGUGCUAAAUAUAAAAGUAUCUGAUAAUCGCUCUAUCUCUGACAUCUCCUCUCCGCCCAACCGAGCAGAUAAAGUCGUACAGC
Molecule: messenger RNA, 1207 nt
Organism: Drosophila melanogaster (fruit fly)
Lineage: Eukaryota; Metazoa; Arthropoda; Insecta; Diptera; Drosophilidae
Exons: 1
Coding region: 42-800 (252 amino acids)
Cellular component (GO): extracellular region
Molecular function (GO): carbohydrate binding
Source: RefSeq, marked reviewed